GGUUGGCUUUGAGCUCCGUGACGUCAUCAGGGGGCGUACCUACCAAACCGGUUAGCUGCCUGCUGUCCGUUUAGCUCGGGGUGUAGACUGACUCUCGGCUCUCUGUGUAUCAUAUAAAACGCCAAAAAUAAGACAUGUCUGACUUCACAGAAGACCAGAUCAUGGAUUUUAAGGAGGCCUUCCUCUUGUUUGAUCGGACGGGUGAAGGGAAGAUCACCUACAGCCAGUGCGGCGACGUGAUGCGGGCCCUGGGACAGAACCCAAUCAAUGCCGAGGUGCUCAAAGUCCUCGGAAAUCCCAAAAUGGAAGAGAUGAACCGCAAAAUGCUGGAUUUUGAGCAGUUCCUUCCCAUGUUUCACGCCAUCGCUAAGAACAAGGACCAGGGCUCCUUUGAAGAUAUUGUCGAAGGCCUGCGCGUCUUUGACAAAGAGGGGAACGGCACAGUGAUGGGGGCAGAGCUGCGUCACGUCCUCACCACUUUAGGUGAAAAAAUGUCAGAAGAAGAAGUGGAGACUCUUUUGAUAGGACAUGAAGAUGCCAACGGCUGCAUUAAUUAUGAAGAACUGGUCAGGGUGGUGAUGAGUGGUUAAGGACUUCACACAAUCCCAGUUUUAAUUUUAUUCCAGAUUUAUUCUGUCUUGUUUUACCCCUCCAUCCAUGUCAUCCUACCUCUAACACUGUUUUGGUACUUUUUAACCUUUUUUUUCUUCUAUGUGCCUUGUCUGUCUGAUGUGAAAAACUCCUCUCAUCUCAUCUUCCUGAGUACUGUUGAUGUUUGCCGGCACAGUUAGUGGUACAGCUCCAGUUGUAGGGAUACCUUGUGCAUCUGUGGCAGUCAGCCUCAGUCAAGCUGUCUUCUCGUCUGGAUGGAGAUGAUCAUGUGAUAUGUUACAUUAAGAAAUAUUGAAUAAAACGGUUUACCAACUUUU
Messenger RNA from Fundulus heteroclitus (mummichog), 929 nucleotides. RefSeq names its product myosin light polypeptide 6-like. Lineage: Eukaryota; Metazoa; Chordata; Actinopteri; Cyprinodontiformes; Fundulidae. The record is from RefSeq and is a predicted model, not a curated record. Gene Ontology annotation, molecular function: structural constituent of muscle; calcium ion binding. Gene Ontology annotation, cellular component: myosin II complex. Bases 135 to 590 code for a protein of 151 amino acids. The transcript has 6 exons.